This is a messenger RNA of Paramecium tetraurelia, 1110 nucleotides long. RefSeq lists its product as uncharacterized. The record is from RefSeq and is a predicted model, not a curated record. The transcript is spliced from 3 exons. NCBI's taxonomy places the organism in Eukaryota, Ciliophora, Oligohymenophorea, Peniculida, Parameciidae. Gene Ontology annotation, molecular function: protein binding.
AUGCAAACUAGAGAAAAAUUAGGAGCGUAAGCAAAAAGAAUGCUUAAAAUACUCUCAGAUUUCAAAGGUUAGAUUAUAGAUGGUUACAAAGUAAUGUUAUGCAAUAAUUAGGUUAUUCUAACCUGCAGAGAUUUAGUGUUGCCUGAUAUAAAAAAGCUUAUAGAGCUUCUAUUCAUAUUUGAAGGCUUGGGAUUUAUUACUAGGAUAUCUAAAAAAAGAUUUAUAUAUUCUGGUUUAAAAGGGAUGACUGCUCGAAUUUUAGAGGGAGUAGAAAUUGCAUUAACACGAACUCAAUAUGAUAGAGAGCAUUGGCUUUUUUCAGAAGAUUUCAUCAUUGAAAAUAAAAAAUAUUCAAUCAGAUAAAGUGUCUACUUUGGAUUAUUUUAUCAGGAAAUUAUUACAUAAAUUUUUAGCAAUUAGGGUCGAAUGAUUGCUAGAGAUACAAUCGAAAAAUUGGUUGAGCAAUUGUAAUUGACUGCUAAAGAGCAAAGCAGUGCUCUAAUUAUAAAUGAAAUGGCUAGUAUAAUGACAAGUUUGAAUCUUUUAGACAAGUAUUUCUAAUUUGUUAUAAUUCAUAGGAGAAGUCCAGCUGAUGCUUACGAAACAUAUCUGUGGAUUGGACCAGACAUUCUACAUUAGUUUAUGAUUGAACAAUUAAAUCCGUAUUCGCUUCAAUUAAAAGAAUAAUUAACAAGUAAAGUGAAGUUAAAUUUCGAGAAGGAAUCCACUUAUUUUUCGAAUUUAUUUAGAGAUUUAGUGGAAUUUUAGGUUUAGGAUAAUGAAGUGAAAUUGCCCUUAGUAAACUUUCCAACUGCAGCAUAUGCACUAUUAAAAGGAAAGCAUAUAACUUACUAUAUAAAAAAACUAGCAAUAAUUAUCGGCAGAGCUAAUCAGACUAAGAAUAGCAAAUAUGAAUGGGACGUAGACUUAGCUUUAGAUUUAGGGUAAAAGAUUUCCAAAUAGCAUGCUGUCAUUUCUUAUAAUAUGGAUAAAGAAUUGUAAUAUUUAAAAUAUGAGAGUAUAGUUUUGAAAUAAGGUGCUUAAGCAAUAAAAAACCAAUAUAUGUAGACUCAGUAACAAUAACCUCUAAGGACAAUCCCGUUAUUUUGA